Gossypium arboreum is the source of this 1314-nucleotide messenger RNA. Its product is annotated as zinc finger BED domain-containing protein RICESLEEPER 2-like. Gene Ontology annotation, molecular function: DNA binding. The record is from RefSeq and is a predicted model, not a curated record. Bases 1 to 1314 code for a protein of 437 amino acids. Lineage: Eukaryota; Viridiplantae; Streptophyta; Magnoliopsida; Malvales; Malvaceae. The transcript is spliced from 5 exons.
AUGACUUUCAUUCAAGGAAAUGAAAUUUCCAAUGCUCGAGAUACUACUCAUGAAAGACCAACCCAUGAGGAGGCUGAGUUUUUGGAUGAUGUUGAAUGUAAUCACUAUAAGAUUAAAGUUGCCAAGAACAAGGAUGAUACAACUACACAAUAUAAAAGACAUUUAGAUGAUUGUGUGAAAGAUCAUGUAUCUUUAAAAGGACAAGGCAAUCUUUUUCUACCACUACAAGCACCUAGAUCUAACAGUGCUAGUGGUAUCCAGACUAGGAAAUAUGACCAAGCAAAGAUCAGAGAAGUUGUUUCUCACAUGAUAAUGGUUCAUGAGUUGCCUUUUGCAUUUACUGAGUAUGAGCUAUUCACUUUGUUGAUGAAAAUUGCAAGUCCUCACUAUGUAAGAAUUUCUCAUGCUACAGCCAAAGCUGAUUGUUGGACAAGUUAUGAGGUUGAGAAGAAGAGGUUAAAUGGGUUAUUGAAGAUAGUGGAUAGGAUUAGCAUUACAACUGAUAUGUGGAAGUUAGGUCAAAAGAUUCAAUACAUAGUCUUGACAGCUCAUUUUGUGGACUCGGAUUGGAAUUUGCAAAAAAAAGUUUUGAACUUUGUUGAUAUGCCUCCUUUGCAUAGUGGAGUUUUUGCAUAUGACGCAUUUUGUUGUGCACACAUCUUAAAUCUAUUGGUGCAUGAUGGUCUUUUCGAAAUUGAAGAUGUAAUUGAUAAUGAUGUAUUUCCGCAGUAUGCUCAAUGUGAUGCGAGUUAUAAGUAUUUGCCAAGUGAUAAAGAUUGGGUGAGGGUUGAGGAAGUUCGUUCUUUCUUGACACUUUUUAAUGAAGUUACCAACAUUAUCUCAAGUUCUGAAUAUCCAACUUCAAAUUUAUUUCUUCUUGAACUUUGGAGUAUCAAAGAGUUAUUGAUGGAGAAAUCUUUGAGUGAGGAACUUUGGAUGAAACAAAUGACUGACAAAAUGCAAAGAAAAUUUGAUAAAUAUUGGGGUGAAUGCAAUUUGUUGAUUUCUAUUACUGCUAUACUAGAUCCUAGGAAUAAGAUGAAAUUGAUUAACUUCAGUUUUUGUGUUAUUUAUUUUGAAGAGAAAGCCCCCAGAAAAAUUUGCAUUGUGCGUGGUAGUCUAUAUGAGAUUUAUAAGGAAUAUGUGAAUGAAUAUGCAACAACUAAUGUUGGUACAUUAAUGGAAAAUGAUAUGCAAGAAAGUGCUGUCAGUAAUGCUUCUACCAUUAGUAAAAUUGACAAGGGAAAAGUUAUGACUGGAAGGUCCAGGUUUGUGAGAGUGUUGACACAAUUGACAAUGUUAAGCCUGAACUAG